Molecule: messenger RNA, 2965 nt
Organism: Pelodiscus sinensis (Chinese soft-shelled turtle)
Lineage: Eukaryota; Metazoa; Chordata; Testudines; Trionychidae
Product: cell cycle control protein 50C-like
Biological process (GO): phospholipid translocation
Cellular component (GO): Golgi apparatus; endoplasmic reticulum; plasma membrane
Source: RefSeq, a predicted model, not a curated record
AGGAGGAAAACAGUAAAUAUAGCCACUACUGAGGAGGGGGGAGGAAGGGAAAGCAGCAUUUUUCUUCUGUUUAGUAAAGUUUCCAAGCUGUAUUAGAUCAAUUUUCAGUUGUAAACUUUUGAAAAAUCCACCAUAAUGCUUUGUUCAGAGUUACGCACAUUUUGGACAACCAUCCAUUUCCAAGGGGUUUAUCACGCUACAGUUCUAGUGUACUAAGUGGGGCAGCGGAAGAAGACUCUUAGUAACUUUCCCAGAGUGUCAGUGUGUGUGGGAUGCUGUCCCUGUAGCUGACUAAAGUACACCUGCGGCUGAUAGCACCAGCUGAUUAAAGUGAUUAAGGUCACCAACGGACAUGAUGCGCUUGUAUUGAGGAAGAGGUCUAGUUAAUAAGUAAUCCCAGGAAGUAACAAAGGAUUGUAGAAACAAUACAGCGUCCGACAUCAGAGAGGCUCUCACAAUUUUAAAACUAAGCUUAAGAACACACUAGAUACCCUCACCCUCCACCCCCCCCCCAAAAGAUACACUCCUCUCCAAUAGCAACAGCAUGAAAAAUAAGGACAACCAAAGUGCACAGGAAAGUAACCCCAGAUGUCCAGAUAGCAGCGCAUUUAAGCAACAGAAACUGCCAGCCUGGAAGCCCAAGCUCACAGCUUCAACUGUCCUCUCCAGCUUCUUUGUCAUUGGACUCUUCUGCCUCCUUGUGGGAAUCUGCCUAAUAUUAUCUGCAAGAAGCGUCAACGAAAUUCAGAUUGACUAUUCAGAUGUAUGUCUGAAUUGUUCAAAACUGCGUGAAAGCUCCUCUAACUGGGAUAAAGAAUGCAACUGUUUCGCCCACUUCACUCUGCAGGAAAAUAUGCCGGGUGAUAUUUUUAUGUACUAUCGCCUGCAAAACUUUUAUCAGAACCAUCGUCGGUAUGUUCUCUCCAGAAGUGAUGCACAAUUGCUAGGCCAAGAUGUAAAUAUUCAGAACAGCUAUUGUGCACCUUUCGCAACCUAUCCAAAUGGAACUCCAAUGGCUCCCUGCGGCGCCAUCGCCAACAGUAUGUUCAAUGAUACUGUUCAACUUUUUUACUAUGUGAACUCAUCCACUGCUAUCCAAGUGCCAUUGCUGAAGAAUGGAAAUAGUUGGUGGUCAGAUAAAAAUGUGAAAUUUCGGAAUCCAACAUCAUACAAUCUUUCUUCUGCAUUUGCAGGAACAGCAAGGCCUCCUUACUGGCAGAAACCAGCCUAUUUACUGGAUGAGAAGGAUGAAAGGAACAAUGGCUAUAUAAACGAUGACCUUAUCGUCUGGAUGCGGGUGUCAGCCUUUGCCACGUUCAGAAACCUUUACCGUCGCCUCAGCCGUACAAACCAAUUUGCUGAUGGUCUCCCAGCAGGGAAUUACACCUUCCACAUUACCUACAAUUUCCCUGUAACCAAAUUUCAAGGCAAAAAGCAGCUGGUUCUCUCGACCAUCACGUGGAGUGGAGGGAGUAACCUUUUUCUGGGAAUCGCCUACACGGUUUCUGGCGCAGUAAUAGUGCUGGCAGGCUUUGUCAUUGCUGCAAUUCACUUAAAGCGGAGAAAAAAGAAAACAUACUUUCAGAGACAUCCCAAAUGACAUAGCUUUCUGAACAAACAUCAAGAUACACCUGUGAGCUAGUGUACGGGGGCACUGGGGCGGGCUAUGGACCUUUCAUGCUGUCUUUCAUUUCAGUCAUGACAUGGAUUUGGUAAAUGCAAAGGAGUCAUAAGCAAAGUGAUGAUUUGUCAUAACCCAAAACAAACAUAAUUCAGUCAGGGUGGCUUAUGGUCUUAUUAGCAUAUGAAUUACAUAGAAGUACAUUUUCCCCUAAUGAUUGCCCGUCAAAGUCCAAGAUGAGGAUCAGUAAGAGAAAUCUUAGCAAUUUUAGAACUACAAACUCCAGAAAGGAUAUUGAGUACAAAUACCCAAGCCAACUGGCCAACCGCCCAGGUCCUUACUCAGUCUUCUGAUCUAAGUCCUUAUUCAGGUAGAACUCCCAUUGACUUCACUGGGAGCUUUCUGUGAGUAACAGUUGAUGCCCUGAUCCAACCCAUCAGGCACUCUCACUGAAAUGAGUGGGACUAUUCAUAUGCUUGAAGUUACAUACAAGCUUACGGGUCUAAUUUUAAAGGUAUUUAGGGCUUAACUCACACUGAUUUCAGUGGGUGUAAGGUGCCUAAGUGCCUUUAAAAUUGGGGUUCUAAGAGCUUUGCAGCGUCGAUGCCUGAGUAACGAUCUUGAGAUUUGGGCCUUUCGGAGUACACCUUUGGACAUUAGGAGUUGGGAGAAUCAUCUUGCUUAACUGAAAGGAGUUGAGUAGAGUUGAUUCCUCGCUGAAUGCAUUUAAACCUUCUUUGCAGCUAUUUAGCUGAAGACUGUUUUCUGUCAGGCUGGAGUAAAGGGUCAGCUGUUCAGUGAUUUUCUCUGAUCAAAAAGCUAAAGUUCAGACUCUCAAGAAAAAGAUAGGGCUAAAACUUAAACAUGACCAUUUAAAUGUCAGUAUGAACUAUUUCUCUGCCGAUCGCUGCAGCAGAAACAUCUAGCUAACUUGCUUAGACCAUAGUCCCAAAUUGUCUCUUGCUCAUCUGUGCCAAAAAGCUUCAGUAGUCCGCUACAGUCGCCAAGACCUCCAGCUUCUUACCAGAUGACUUCUAUGGCAUUGCCAGUUGAAAAAUCAGAGACAAAUUGAAAAUAUAGGGCAGGAUGAACUUCAUUGAAUUUAAUCUAAAAAUAAAUACACAGACUGCUUAAUUGUGUCAUUCGUUUUCAAGGUUAGUUCAUUUAUAAACCUUCAUUUUUUAAAAUGUAAAUAAGCAUAAGGGAACAGAAUCUGCUGCAGAAUCUAGGAACCUUGCUGCAGAAUGUAGGUCAAAUUUGCCAUGGAGAACAUGGAUGACUAUUAAUGGGAGGUUUCAUGAUGAAAGUGCAAAUGAAAUUAAAGCUAAUAUCAUUUACUUAAAA